CUGUCACUUUUCGAGGAGCCAGUAGUUUUUCCAUCAUCUCUCGCCCAAUCCAGUCGUCCUCCGUCGUCGCGUAGAUUUUUUUGUUCCGUCGGAAAAGUGGCCCGAAAAAUCCGUCAAAUCAUCCGAAAUUGUGUGUUCCUGAUGCGCCACGGAGUGGUUACAAUGUUCCACAGUUGAUUGCCUGCGUGGUUUUGGUGUACGGAAAUUUUGAGCAGCGAUUCGGAGCUUGCUAGAAGAAGCAACUCUUUGUGUGCUUUCCUCUGUAAGCCUUUGCGAGAAAAGUGUUCCGCAGUCGUGGGUUUUCAGUUCAUCGUCCAACAUUGGGAAAGAUAACCCAAGUGGAACCAUUAGAUGAUGUCGAAUCCAUCUCAGUACUAUGGAAUGGCAAAUGGUUAUGCUCCAGCUACAAAUGGACCACAACAACAGCAGAGCCAGUUUCCGCCAACGUCACAACAGCAGGUUAUGCCCCCACAGCAGCAGUAUUCUGCAAAAAACAUUAUGAUGAACGGUCCAUCGCAGUAUCCCCCGGGGAUGCCUGGAGGAGCCCCUCAAUACGGUGUCCCACAAACAUCCGUGGCCCCGGUUCCAUUGCAAAAUGGACCACCGAUGACGCAAAAGCCGCUAUUUAAUACUCAGUUGCCGCAGCCGAAUAAUCGAGUAGCGAAUCUAGUUUCGAAUGGCAACAGUGCUACCUCAUCUAGGACGUCAUCACCUGCUCUAGUUAACAAUAAUAUUCCGGCGUCGCAGUUGCCACCAUCAAUGAACAGCCGACCAGGUACCUAUCCGACGCCGUCUAGUCACAGUCAACAGACUACUACACCUCCAACUAAUAACUACACCAUGGGUUCCAACAACAAUUGGACAAGUGGGAUCCCUGCAAGCACGAUAAACACACCUCCAAAGACAGCUUCAGGUCUUUCAACUCCACUAAAUGCCUCCACUCCAACGUUAGGAAUGGCACCCCUCAAUGGGCCCGUCAACAAUCUUACAGCUAGUAUGCAAAAUUUGAACGUCAAUCGACCUCCCUCUGCCCAACAGCAAAUAAACCAUGUAAAUGGCUCUGGAACUCAAAACCCUCCAAUUUCUAGCAGCAGCUACACUAAUCAACCUCAACCUGGUCAAGUACCGCCAAUGAAACCGCCAAAUGUUUCGCAACCAACAAGUAGUACACAAGCAGCAUAUGGCCAGCUACCACCACUAACUAGCCAACAGGGACGACCUGUAAAUGGCAACCACGUUCCCAAUUUGCAAAUGCCUCCACAACCCCAACAGCAGAAUCUUCCUCCCUCGAGUAGUGCAGGUCAAUCUUACCCAGGCAUGCCGCCAGCACCUUCGGUCGUGACCUCGGCAACAUCUGCAAUCGGCAAAAGACCGCUGUAUCCUUCGCAGACUAUGCCUCCAAUGCCCACACCCCAACAAACCAACAGCUACUAUCCAAAUCAACAACAACAGCAACCUCCUAUGCAAGGAAUGCAGCAAAAUCAGCAAUUCCAGCAACCCCAUCAGCAUAGUCAUCUUCCACAUCAGCAUCAUCACCAUCAUCAGCAACAACAAGUCCAGCAGCAGCAGCAACUUCAACAACCUUACGGUGCCAACUACCAACAGCAACCCCAGCAACAGGACCAACAGUACAACAACGUUGUGCGGAGUGGGUUCAACCGCCUAUGGGGCAACAAUACGGUAGAUCUUCUUCAGAAUCGACACAUUCUACCGGUCGAAAAGGUUCGACCGCCUCCGAUCCAUCUGAACCAUCCGUUUCAGGAGGCUGUCAACUGUAAUCCAGACAUUUUCCGGUGUACUCUGACGAAAAUUCCAGAAACGAACCAACUGCUGCAGAAAUCGAGACUUCCACUGGGUGUGCUGAUACACCCGUUUAGGGAUUUGAAUAACCUGCCGGUAAUUUCCUGCAACACGAUAGUGCGGUGCCGGGCGUGUCGAACCUACAUCAAUCCGUUCGUGUUUUUCGUCGACAGCAAGAAGUGGAAGUGCAAUCUGUGCUACCGAGUCAACGAAUUACCGGAGGAGUUCCAGUACGAUCCCGUUACGAAAACGUAUGGAGACCCAACGCGGCGACCUGAAAUCAAAUCUAGCACGAUUGAAUUCAUCGCUCCAUCGGAGUACAUGUUGCGACCUCCCCAACCGGCAAUCUAUCUGUUCCUGUUGGAUGUGUCUUCGCUGGCACAGCAAACCGGUUACCUGCACACCAUCUGCAGUACGCUGAUCGAACAGCUGGACAGUUUACCGGGCGAUGCACGGACCCAGGUCGGGUUCGUGGCCUACAAUAGUGCGAUCCACUUCUACAACAUUGCCGAGGGCUACAAUCAACCGCACGAGAUCACCGUUCUGGAUGUGGAAGAUGUGUUUCUUCCGUACCCGGAUAACUUGUUGGUGAACCUGAAGGAAUGUAAGGAACUGAUUAAGGACCUGUUGACCCAAUUGCCCAAGCGAUUCGAACAUGCUCACGAUAGUAAUAGCGCGUUGGGAGCGGCACUUCAAGUGGCGUUCAAAUUAAUGAGCGCCUGUGGCGGUCGAGUCACCGUAUUCCAAUGCUGUUUGCCGAACUACGGCCCUGGAGCUCUGCAAUCGCGAGAGGAUCCCAACAAUCGAUCAUCCAAGGAUGUGGCCCAUCUGGGCCCGGCAACAGAUUUCUACAAGCGGUUAGCCCUGGAUUGUUCUGCCCAACAGAUUGCUGUUGAUCUGUUCCUGUUAAAUAGUCAGUACUGUGAUGUAGCAACAAUUUCUGGAAUUAGUAAGUUUAGCGGUGGGUGCAUGCAUCAUAUCCCAUUGUUUAGUACAUCGAAACCGCAGCUGGUGAAAACUUUGCAGAAAUGUUUCGAACGUUACCUAACUCGAAAGAUUGGCUUCGAAGCUGUCAUGCGAGUCCGCUGCACGCGAGGAUUGGCAAUCCACACAUUCCACGGAAACUUCUUUGUGCGAUCAACAGAUCUGCUCUCGUUGCCGAAUGUGAAUCCAGAUGCUGGUUUCGGCAUGCAGAUCACCUACGAAGAGAGCUUGGCCGACGUCAAAUCGGUAUGCUUCCAGGCAGCUUUGCUGUACACCAGUAGCAAAGCGGAAAGGCGGAUUCGGGUGCACACGCUCUGCAUUCCCGUCACUUCGAGUCUGUCGGAGGUUAUGUACUCGGCCGAUUCCCAAUGCAUCGUCGGUUUGCUCGCCAAAAUGGCCGUGGAUCGUUCGCUGACCUCGAGCUUGUCUGAUGCCAGAGAUGCCUUCAUCAACGCGACUGUCGACAUUUUCCAGGCGUUCAAGAUAGCGCAAAACUUGCCGCAAAAUUCCGGUUCCAUUGUGGCACCGGAGAAUCUCUCGCUGCUGCCCCUGUACAUCUUGGCCCUGCUGAAACACGCUGCAUUCCGGGUAGGCACCAGUACCCGGUUGGAUGAUCGAGUAUUUGCGAUGAGUGAGAUGAAAACGAUGCCGCUGGAUCAGCUGAUUCGGUACAUCUAUCCGGACUUCUACCAGCUGGACAGUCUGUUCCAAAGUGCCACCCAGGAGGGAGCGGAUGGUGAACCCCAUUUGGUGGAACCUCCGCGGUUACAACUGUCGGCUGAGAAAUUCGAUUCACGUUCGAUGUUCUUACUGGACUGUGGACCCCACAUGUUCAUCUACGUGGGAUGCAAUGUAUUGCCAUCAAUCCUGAAUGAAGUUCUUGGAGUGAACAACUUUUCGGAAAUUCCAGACUUCUGUGUCGAACUGCCAAGCCGGGAGACCCCCGCCAGUGAGGCACUAUUUGCAUUUAUCGAUGCCAUCAACGAAGAGAAACCGUAUUCUUCUUACGUGCAGGUCAUCAGGGACAACAGUCAAUUCCGUUCGUACUUCGUGGAGAAGUUUGUCGAUGACAGGAAUCAAAGUUCGCUAUCGUACUACGAGUUCUUGCAACACCUGAGAACCCAAGUGAAGUAAAAAAAAAAUAAGAAGAUGAAGAUAUAUUUAGCUGUUUUCAAGUUGAAUGUAGGCCCGAACGGAGAGAUUUUUAAUAGGUAAGCACUCACACAAACACACAUACACACAACAACCACCCACAAACACACACUGCGUAGUAAAUGCAUCCCGAGUGGGACGGUCGGGGCGACAAUUUUAUCCUUCUGCGAAACACAGGACAUACCUAAAUAUGUAGCAAAUUAUGUAAUAUAAAAUAUAGCGAGAGUAAUUAAAAAACUAGCUAAUCAAUGGUUGCAAGUGUAAAGUGAAACAAUAAAAAAAAAUAUAUAAUAAAAUAUGAAACAAUCGUAGGUAAACUAAAUGCGAACAAAUACACUGAAUUCGACGACUGCGAAUGUUUUCUUUCUACGAUUGUGACAUACACUAGGGUUAUGAAAAAAAGGAAGCAAAUGUAAUCACUUGAUGAAAACGCUGUAAGAUGUAUCCCCUAAGAUAAACCAAGAUUAAUAAAUUAUAGUUUACCCUUUCGAUUGAUAACGGCGCGUUUCGGUAACAUUUCCUAUCUUGUCAAAAUCCGUAGUUCAAGAGACGAAUUUAUGUAAAAUGAGAUUUUUUGAAUUACUGUAAAUCAAUAAUGCAUCCAAAACACGAUAAAAGCCUUUUUAUUCUCAAUGAUAGAAGCGCGUAGUUGUUAGAUGUAAAAAAAAACGUUUACAUCAUUCAAGGCACCUAAUAGAUAUGGUUGAUCGAUAAGUUAGUUUCUGCUCAAAGCAAAAAAAUCAAUUGGUUCUGCCAACAGAAGGCAUUUUCAUUUUAAUGGCAUUCAUGUUUUUGUUUCCACAACUGUAGGUUAGCUUUGUAAAAUAUAUUUUGCUGUUUAUAUCUAGGAGCUUCUAUGUAUUAGGUUGAAAAGAACCAUUCACUUAUUGUUUACGCAGUCAUAAUUGAAUAAGAGAAGCAUGUAAAUUUGGAUGCAAUUGUGGAAAGGCUACGCGGAACAAAAACGUUGCGCGAACGACUGGUGAGCUAUAUUUGCGAUUGCCUACUUUAGUUAUUGUAUACCUUUCAAAAAUAGGUUACUGUAUAGUUAUUUUGUUGAUAUAUUUCAAUGUCCUCUUUCGACUAAAGUAUGUUUGCGUUUACCUAAUAUCUAUGUACUACUGGAAAUGGAAUGUCAUGUUAAACGCUUACUGUUUAUUUCUGCUGAGACUUUUGGUAAUGGGCAGUAAACAUCGGAGUAAACGAAAACAUUUUGGUGUAUGCAUGAUGUUGAUUAUACAUAAUCAAAUCUUAUGAUAUGAGUUAUCAAUAAAUCACAAAUACUGUAUGAGCAGA
Messenger RNA from Aedes aegypti (yellow fever mosquito), 5232 nucleotides. RefSeq names its product protein transport protein Sec24A (gene Sec24AB). The record is from RefSeq and is a predicted model, not a curated record. NCBI's taxonomy places the organism in Eukaryota, Metazoa, Arthropoda, Insecta, Diptera, Culicidae. The transcript has 15 exons. Gene Ontology annotation, biological process: COPII-coated vesicle cargo loading; intracellular protein transport; endoplasmic reticulum to Golgi vesicle-mediated transport. Gene Ontology annotation, molecular function: zinc ion binding; SNARE binding. Gene Ontology annotation, cellular component: endoplasmic reticulum exit site; COPII vesicle coat. The coding region runs from base 352 to 3918 and encodes 1188 amino acids.